Messenger RNA from Meira miltonrushii, 1937 nucleotides. RefSeq lists its product as uncharacterized. The transcript has 2 exons. The record is from RefSeq and is a predicted model, not a curated record. Gene Ontology annotation, biological process: regulation of DNA-templated transcription. Gene Ontology annotation, cellular component: nucleus. Gene Ontology annotation, molecular function: zinc ion binding; DNA-binding transcription factor activity, RNA polymerase II-specific; transcription cis-regulatory region binding. Bases 38 to 1897 code for a protein of 619 amino acids. Lineage: Eukaryota; Fungi; Basidiomycota; Exobasidiomycetes; Exobasidiales; Brachybasidiaceae.
UCCAAGUACAUAGGCAUGCUUUUCAUAAAAUCAAAUCAUGGCUUUUGAUCCAUACCCGCAAAAACGAUUAGCAUGCUUUGCUUGUCGUGAUAAGAAGCUUCGUUGUAAUACGGUUAGCGGUGAUAUUUGUCAAAGAUGUAGAACUCGUGGAUUUGAUUGUAUUCGUCCACAAAGCAAGAGGGAAGCUUCGGGUAUCACACAUAUAUCAAGACGAUCAUCGACAGAGAAGGAACCACUGUGGAGCAGCGGAUAUGAAGCAAAGCCAAUAGCAUCAUCCUCAUCGUCGUCAGAUGUAUUAUAUCAUUCAAGACCCACUGUGCAAAAUGAAUUGUUGCCAAUCGAAAGUGCAGAGAGGCUUUUUUGGAGUACUUUGGAUUCCAGAAAAAGUUCUCGUGACUGUUUCACGUUUUGCUGUUAUCAAGAUCAAACGACUGCAUUGGAUCCGAUCGUUUGUGGGAUUUUAUCAUUACAAGAAGCCGAAGAACUUUUUCAACAAUUCAUGCAAACGUUUGGACGAACGUUGGCAUACUUUGAUUCAAAUUUAGCAACGUUUUCAUACAUUCGAUCAAGAUCCCAUGCUCUGAUCUCCGUCAUUUGUCAUACGAUGGCUCGCGCUCAAAAAGGAAAAGAAAGUUUAACGUCUGCUUUGUGCAAUCAUGUCCAUCAUAUCGUUUUACCUGCGAUCAUGUUGCAAAGUUUUAAAUCGGUUGAGAUUGUUCAAGCUUUGAUGAUGUUGGCAGCUUUUGAGCCUCCGUCUGACAGUAUUCGAGAAGAUCGAUCAUGGACUUUAUUGUCACAUGCAAUACGGAUAGGCGGAGAGAUUAAUAUGCAAGCAUCUUUUGAAUGUGACACAGAUGAAAGAAGUGUACCAGAAAGUGUUAUUAGAGAACGCAGAAACGUUCAACGAACAUGGAUCAAUGUUUGGUUGCACGAAUUUUCCCUUGCUCAACAUACAGGACGAAAGAGCAUUCUAGCAGAACAAGAUAUUUUUGCCGUUUGUAAGAAAUGGCAUUGUCAUCCUAUGGCUUGUUAUACGGAUACUGCCUUGGUAUCAAUGGUUGAAUUACGCACGAUCAUCAAGAGGAACAGACAGCUCUUUCAUCGGUUGCCGCCCAACGGUGAAUUGUUUUAUAUAGAACAAUGCAAGUCUGAUUUGGACUCAUGGUCAAGAGCAUGGUGUACUACAGGAGAAUCAUCUUCAUCCAUGCCAAGAUUGGAGUUGGCCUCGUUAUACGUAAGUCAUGCAAUGGUUCAACUUUUAGGUCUGGUUUUGCACAAUAUACCCGCUUCGCAUUGGAUGUCAACAAUGAUUGUGGAUCUAUACGAAUCUUGCAGUACUUAUCUGGACGCUUUCCCUAACCGAUUACCGCCAAACAAAUUAAUCUAUUGUUACAAUUCCAUGUUUGUAGCUGCAAGUUAUGAAUCCAUCGUUGCGAUUCGUUUAACUCAAUUGGCUUCAAGGUUUACAUUUAUUGAUGCAAAUGCCAUGCGAGCAAGAUGUCAUCGUGUUUGGAAUUGUUUAACGGAAGCUGCUAAUCUUUCAUCAAAGGACACAGCCGCAAAUUGUUAUGCACGAUUCUUGGAAGGCGUUUUACGUGCACCAACGAUGCAAGAAGAGCAGGUCAGAGCAAAGGAUGCACCAACACAAGAUCAACAUGGAAGUGAGCCUGGCUCGGUAGGAGGCGGUACUUCUGCACCACUCGAUACAACAGCCGGACCGAUGACCAUCGAAAAGGGAGAGUCAACUCAACCACAACAACAACCAGUCAUUUCAACGGAUAUCAAUUCCACUUUGGGUUUUGAUGAUUUGCAAUUCUUUGCUUGGGCUGGUGCAUCUUUAGCACAAAAUGAUUCGUUCUUUGCUCAACUGUUUGGAGGAGAUGGAAGGAUGCAGUAGAAGUGUUAAUGUAUAAUAGUGUUGUAUAUCAUAUGUCAAU